AUGACUACUAGGAUUGCUUCUUCUCGGAUUCUCAAAGAUGCAAACGGAGACAUCAGUGAGCAUCUUCGUAACCAUAUUCAUUUAACCAACUGUAUCCACUUGAAGAAUCAUAUACACAACAACAACAACAACAGCAAACAGAGUCCGGUUUUAACACACCGGUCUCUUCUUAUGAGAGACCUCGUCCUUCUUCAGAGAUCAAGAUCACUCAGAGACCCAUCUGCUAGCCCCAGGAUGAAAGAAGAUCACAAGGAAGGAAGAAGUAGAAGCUCUGUUGAUCAGAAUGUGGGUAAGAAACCUGGUCAUAAGAUGUGUAGUUCGUCUCCAAUAGUUAGCUUUGGUACAUCUAAAGUAACUCCGUCUGAUGAAAAGCUGGAUGGGUCGAGUAGGAAGAAGAGUUAUAGAGUCGAAGAUUCUAUUGUCAAGCCUCUGUCUGAUCAGUUAUUAGGUGAUAGUUGUACUGUUCGAAAUGGGCGUAAUAGGCGGAAACUUAGAGGGAAGAGGAGAGCGGGAAGGGCGGUUACUAUUAGAGACAAUGUUCAGAAGUACGAGGAAAAAGAAAAAGAACAGAAAAUGGCUAGAGCAGAUCCAGAAAACGGGUGUGGACUUCCGUUUAAUUGGUCAAGGAUUCAUCAUAGAGGCAGAACGUUUCUAGAUAUAGCUGGAAGGAGUUUAUCUUGUGGAAUGUCAGAUUCAAAGGGAAGAAAAGGGUUAACAGAUAUGCCAAUGUCAUCUGAUUCAAGCUCCUCUUUCACCAAAUCAACGCCUCUUUUAGUAGAUAGCGCUGACAAUGAACGUUGGCAACAUGAUUACUCAGGAGAAUUAGGUGUCUUCGCUGACGAUCUUCUCAAGAAUGGUAAAGAUUCAGACUCUGGUGAGAGACGUAGCCAUAGAAAUACUCGUCUGCAUCAAAGUUUUACGCAGAAGUAUGGACCAAGAACGUUCAAAGACCUCGUGGGGCAGAGUUUGGUGGUACAAGCUUUGUCUAACGCUGUUGCUAAACGAAGAGUGGGACUUCUUUAUGUCUUCCACGGUCCGAACGGAACCGGGAAGACUUCAUGCGCUCGAGUUUUCGCUAGAGCGUUGAACUGUCAUUCUAUGGAACAGACAAAGCCUUGCGGUGUAUGCAGCUCUUGUGUUUCGUAUGAUAACGGUAAGAACAGAAACAUUCAAGAGAUGGGUCCUGUGAAAAGUUUCGACUUUGAGAGUCUGAUCAUCUCUCAGGAGAAGAAGAGGCAGAAGCACCACCUUGUGUUUAUAUUCGAUGAUUGUGAUACUAUGUCAACGGAUUGUUGGAAUGCGCUUUCGAAAAUUGUGGACAGAGCACCUCGUCGUGUGGUUUUUAUUCUUGUCUGCGCGAGUCUUGAUGUGUUGCCUCACGUUGUUGUGUCGAGGUGUCAGAAGUUCUUUUUCCCUAAGCUUAAAGACGCUGAUAUCGUUGGUUCUUUGCAAGGGAUUGCGUUGAAGGAAGAGAUUGAGAUUGAUGAAGAUGCGUUGAAGCUUGUUGCUUCGAGGUCAGAUGGUUCUUUGAGAGACGCGGAGAUGACUCUAGAACAGCUGAGCUUGCUUGGAACAAGAAUCUCUCUUCCUUUAGUUCAAGAAAUGGUUGGAUUAGUUUCUGAUGAGAAGUUAGUAGAUCUUCUUGAUCUAGCUUUAUCAGCAGAUACUGUGAACACAGUGAAGAAUCUGAGAGUAAUAAUGGAAACUGGCGUAGAACCAUUAGCUUUAAUGUCGCAGCUCGCAACAGUCAUAACUGAUGUCCUUGCCGGAAGCUAUGACUUCACUAAAGAAGAGGGUAAAAGAAAGUUUUUCAGACAACCAUGUAAUAAAGAAGAUAUGGAGAAGCUGAGACAAGCGUUGAAAACGUUGUCUGAAUCAGAAAAACAGUUGAGAGUAUCAAACGAUAAAGUAACAUGGCUAACUGCUGCAUUGCUCCAGCUAGCUCCUGAUCAACGCUACUUGGUUCCACCUAGUCCUUGUAACAAAUCUGCAGCGGAAACUAGAGAUUGUAGCAAAACGCGACCUUCGGUUGAAGAUAUUUGGUUAGCGGUUAUAGAGAAUGUUCGAGUUAAUGGUUUAAGAGAGUUUCUUUAUCGAGAAGGGAAGAUCUUUUCUAUUAGUAUCGGUUUAGAUCCUACGGUGGAGUUAAUGUUCAACUCGCCAGUAACGAAACUAACGGCUGAGAAUUUUAGAGAGAACAUUUUGAGAGCGUUUGAGGUUGUUCUUGGUUCUCCGGUCACGCUAGAGAUUAGAAUCGAGUCGAAGAAAGACAUGAAAGACGUUAGCGAGAUCGUUGAAUUGGAUGAUGAGACUGAAUCUUCUAGAAGGAAAGACUUGGAAGCGAGCAUUGUGAGAGGAAAAGCCUCGUUUGGUCAGGUGAUUAAGCAAGCUGAAGGGAACAGUUGGUCGAAACGCAAAGCGAUGUUGAUUGCAGAUAAGCUUGAACAUGAGAAUCUGAGACUUGAGUCUAGUUCAAGAAGCUUGAUAUGUUGGAAAGCGUCGAGAAGCGUACGCCGCAAGGUAUCGAGAUUGAAGAAGGUGAGGAGGAGAAGGGUACGAUUACAUUCGUUGUUGAAGAUUGUCAUGUGUGGGAAAAGUUUAUCAACGGCAUCCCCUUCCAGCUAGUUCGUCCUGGGUUCUUCUUGUCUUCUUUCUUAUCUUAGGCAGAUAUUUAAUGUAAUUUUUAGUUUUUUUUUGUUCUGGGCAAGUAAUCUUUGUUGCUGUAUUAUUAUUAUUAUUACUAAUGUAAUUUUUAGUUUGUUUUUUGUUCUGGGCAAGUAAUCUUUGUUGUUGUAUUAUUAUUAUUAUUACUA
Molecule: messenger RNA, 2813 nt
Organism: Eruca vesicaria subsp. sativa (arugula)
Lineage: Eukaryota; Viridiplantae; Streptophyta; Magnoliopsida; Brassicales; Brassicaceae
Source: the annotation of a GenBank genome assembly